Molecule: messenger RNA, 2189 nt
Organism: Drosophila subpulchrella
Lineage: Eukaryota; Metazoa; Arthropoda; Insecta; Diptera; Drosophilidae
Product: cilia- and flagella-associated protein 161
Exons: 4
Coding region: 1218-2144 (308 amino acids)
Biological process (GO): cilium assembly
Cellular component (GO): motile cilium
Source: RefSeq, a predicted model, not a curated record
AGUGUUAAAUCUGUUCCACUUGUUUUUGCGGUACAAAGUAGUGCCAUUUGACAAACUUUCCAGAUACCAAUACUUCUGUUACUGAAAAUGUAAACUUUAUAAUUGGAAGCCUGUAGUACAAGUCUCUCGAAUGUCCUUUAUGAAUCCAAAGAAACAGAUUCAAGUUCUUUGGCUCCAACUAGCCAAGGUUGAAUAUUACACCAACACGUUUUUUGCAACCUGCUAAUGGACAUAAUAAAUUCUGGUGCAAAACAAAAUAAAAUAAAUCAGUGUCGAGCUGAACAUUGGAUGUCUCGAUUAGAAGGCCUGCCCUGUGGCGGAGGUAAAUACAGCCAUAAAACUUGGAGCCCCGGCGACAAUAUCGCAUAUAGCCCCCAUUGCAAUCGAGUGGCUAGAUAAGAAACGUGCCGCAAAUCGGCCGAGCUGCUCGCUGUUCACGUUCACGUGAUGUGCACGCCGAUCCAUUUGGCCAGGUACAUCUACUCACCGGCAGGUAAAUCAGUAAAUCAGCAACAGGUAAACCGCGCACAGCCCACCGACAUAGACGAUAAUGAAUAACGAGCACAAUUAAGAGCAGGCGAUGUGCUAAACGUUGAUACAAAGUGCUUAUCUUGUCUCCGAUAUUUGGCCCAGACGACCGGGGGAUUUGCUAAUGAUCAUGGGGCGUCGGCCAUAUAUGUCCGUUUCAGCAUUCCCGACUUCUCAGCGUCAAGAAUCCGACACAAAUGGACUUAGCAGAGUUGAACUACUGCAAACAGGGCCAAUCAUCGCUGUUUGAGUUGGCCCAGAGCAGCAAAUAGAUAACUUGGUGCCUGGAAAUGUGUGCCAGAGCAAAAUAUUGGAUCUGACAUUACUCAUACGCCGUGUGGGACUCUAACAGCAGUAUGCCAAUGCUGAUUACAUUUUUCAUUAUGCCUAAAGGUAGGCUUUUGUUUCCAAAUGUGGUGAAAUUGUUGGAAAGAAGGUGGGGAUGAAAGCAAGUGUUAUUUUCCAAUAGACAAAUAAAUCUGUUAUUAAAACGCCUCGUCAUUUAAGUAAUAAAAGUUCCUAUUUAACCUAUCUAGUAACCAUUUAGUUUCAUAUCAUUUUCAGCCCUAAAUUUAAAACAAUACUAUUAUUAAAUACAUAUCCACACCGAAUACUUAGCUUAAACCAAAACAAAGUUAUUAAUAUUCAAUUGAAAAUUAUUUCCCUUUGGCUUCUAUUAUACAAACAAAAUGCCCUGCAGAGUCGGUGAUAUGGAUUCUAUAUCCGCUCGUUUUCAGCCUAGUGUCAGGAUAGGCAAUUGGGUGGAAGAAAACUGUCUAGAGGAGGACAAAAUAGUUAACUUCAAGAAACAACGCGAUCGAGGCGAACUUCUGGUGGAAAAAGCUCGCACUUUGUAUGAUAAUUUCCACAAGGAGGUCGUCUUGGCUGCCCCCAAGCAGACCAUUAUAUUCGGGGCCAUUGUGCAACUCAUGCCCAUCUAUAUGAACAUCAGUGAUAUGGACACCUCCGAUCUGAAUGCCGCCUUAUCGGUGGUUAUCAAUGAGAAGGUUGUGCGAAAAAGCCAGUCAAUCAAUGAGGAUUGCGAGCUAACGGUAGCGCCCUCAAAACGACCCUGUGUGCGAAACUCCUUCAAGAUAGUCAGUGGAGAUGGUCGGGAUCGCACUGGGGAGAACAUCAAGUACGGACAGCGAUUCCAGCUGCAGUGCAUGGCCUCGGAACAGGAUCCCAUCGUCCUGUACAGUGGGCCCAAGCGGUGCAAUCUGCAGCAGGGCGUCAAUGCCACCUAUUUGUCUCACAAAAACGGGGAGCUCAACCUCAACUUGGGACUUGUGCAUCGCACCAAAAUCAACUGUCCCGAUAACGAUAUCCCCUUGGCCUAUACGAACUGGUUUUGCAGACACGUUGAUCCAAAACAGCGUUUUGAAAGCGAAGGAGAAGAUAUUCCCAGCAAUACCCCCUUGGUGAUUGUGCACGGAACUACAAAUCGAAAUCUAGCUGCCGAAAAUGUUUUAAUACAAACUCUUUUCGGCCCGGAGUUUCUGGUAUCCGUACAGAACUAUCGCAAUAUCUAUAAGCACGAGAUCUGGAAGAACGUUUGGAUGAUCAGCAAUGGACAUCAGACUGGAUCGAAAUCUUCAAAUUCCUCGUCUCACUGAGUUCUUAAAAUUACUUAUUCCUAAAAAAACAAGGCCCAGCAAUUA